AUGGCAGUUUAUAUAAAAAGAAAGUUUUUAUUUAAUUUAUCUACUUUGGAAGUAAUCUACCCUAUGAAUUUAUCAAAGCAUUUAUUAGAUGCGUCUGGGCAUGCCCUGAGUGUUGAUAACGAAGCAAGCAAAUAUACACUCACACAUAUGAAUGCAGCAUUUGAAAAGGUUAUUUCUGUCAUAAUGGGUGGGCCGAAAUCACUAAUACAAUACAUUUAUGAUGCAGAAGAAAAAAAGAAACAAUUUCAGAAAAAUUAUGGUUUACAAAAUAUUCAGGGACGUGUCCGGAGACAGGAGUACACGGGUAACCGUCAAAAUAAAUUAAACAAUUUGAGAAGAUUUUUUUUAAAAGAGAAGACGAUGUGA
This is a messenger RNA of Echinococcus granulosus, 366 nucleotides long. RefSeq lists its product as hypothetical. The record is from RefSeq and is a predicted model, not a curated record. Bases 1 to 366 code for a protein of 121 amino acids. NCBI's taxonomy places the organism in Eukaryota, Metazoa, Platyhelminthes, Cestoda, Cyclophyllidea, Taeniidae. The transcript is spliced from 3 exons.